AUGUUGUGUGGCUAUUGUCGAGAGAAUGCCCAGAACAAUUGCUCGGAUUGCCAUCUAUUUCCAUAUUGCUGCCCAAACCACUUUGAUUAUCACCGCUUCGACGGAAAGUGCCUUCCUUUCAAGAUCAAUUAUGACGAGCAAAAAGGACACCAUAUGGUGGCCACGAGGAAUAUUCGGGCCAUGGAGGUUAUUCUGGAAGAGUAUCCCCUGUUUCACGGUCCCUAUGUGAAGAGUCUGCCUCAAUGUCUGGAGUGUUUUAAGCCCAUUGCGGAUCUGGACAAUACACUCAGAUGUGCAGGGUGUCGGUUUCCAAUGUGUGGACCACCUUGUUCCGAAUCAUCCAAGCUCCAUUCAAAGACGGAAUGUAGUAGGAUGGCACAAGCUAAUCUGGAAAUUCAAGCGACAAACCAGGUUUCGAGGAGGAAAAAGAAGAAAAACAUGGAGCACGACGAGGAAUUGGAGGCGUGUGAAGAGAAUGGCAUUAUUACCUUUGAUUAUUCGGUGGUCAAUGUUCUUCGAGGUUUAGAGUUGAAAGCUACCAAACCAGACGCAUGGAUUGACAUAAUGCGAUUGGUAGAUCAUAAUGAGCAACGAAAGCAAGAGGGCAAUCCAACCUGGCAACUCUGGAUGACAGAGGUGAUUCCAAGGUUGGAGGAACACUUCCCGAAGAGCGACAUUCAAGAUGCUUUGAGGAUCUUAGGCAUUGGCAUCACCAACAGCGCCAAUUUGAACUUGCGCAAUGGAGGUCGUGGAACUGGGUUGUAUCCUACAUUUGCUCGAAUCAAUCACCGAUGCAUCUGCAAUACCAAGUCCAUCAAGCAUUUGGAUCAAAAAUUGCAGGUGAGAGCCAGUUUUCCCAUCCUAGCUGGAGAAGAGCUCACCAGCCAAUAUGUGAAGCCUCUCAAUGGGACAGCAAUCCGAAAGUUCAUUUUACGUUCCAAAUGGUAUUUUGAAUGUGAAUGUCCACGCUGUGCUGAUCCAACUGAACUUGGAUCCUAUCUAAGUGCAUUUACUUGUACUGAAUGUAAACAUGGCACUGUCCUCUCCAAAGAACCCCUUAAUCCUGACGCUUUGUGGAGUUGUCAAAAUUGUUCGUCGGAAUCUUCCGUUGAUCACCUCCAAACCUACCUCGACCGCUGCGUUGAGGAGGUGAGUGCUUCUGAACCGCAAACCAAUCUCAUCCACCAUUAUGAAGAAUGUCUUCAUAAAUUCAGUACCACCUUACACCCAGGCCAUCAAAUACUCACGGAUAUCAAUUCUCAAUUAGCUAUCCUUUAUGGCAGUCCAGCCUUUGGAGGAUUGGCCAAAAUGACGCGUCCUGAGCUGGAUCGCAAAAUUCAGGUCUGCCAUCAGGUCCUGGACACCAAUGGUAAGGUUGAUCCGGGCUACUCGGUUUGGAGAGCUAAAAUGCUGGUUCAGAUGACUCAAACGAAGGUCCACGUGGCUACGCGGGAUUUCAAGGCGGGAUUCAUCAAUGAGGACCAAUUGGAAAAUGUCCUUCGCGAAGAGAAGUUUCUCCGCGUCUAUUUGGCCUACUACCAAUCCAUUUUCAUGGGAUAUUGAUUGAAACGACUUUAUUUGCCUUUUUAGGGUAUUGAAACUUAAUCGCACUCACUCUCAGA
This is a messenger RNA of Tigriopus californicus, 1622 nucleotides long. RefSeq names its product SET domain-containing protein SmydA-8-like. Gene Ontology annotation, molecular function: protein binding. The coding region runs from base 1 to 1563 and encodes 520 amino acids. The transcript has 4 exons. The record is from RefSeq and is a predicted model, not a curated record. NCBI's taxonomy places the organism in Eukaryota, Metazoa, Arthropoda, Copepoda, Harpacticoida, Harpacticidae.